CAGUUGUUGCAUAUUUCUCGGCGUGUUCGUUUGGCGCGCGACAUAAAAGUUAAACUUGCAAAAAAUAAAAAACUAAGCAAAAGUACUCUUUGUGCAACAGAAAUAAUAGAAACAUUGAAUUAAAACCUUUUCAUUUUUUGCAACCCAUAGUACGCCAUCUGUUGGUAAUAAAUUAUAUUGCCCGCCUAAAAGCACGCUACAGAAAUCAUCGGUCAUGCAAAAUAAGCAACUGUUAUUCCUGCUGUUGUUGCUAACAGCGGCAGCAACUGUUAGCAGCGACGUUGACGUUGAAGCAAUGGACGCAGACGGCAGCACGAUUAACACGUCGACGCCUGGAGGGAAGCAGCUGUCGAGAAAUCUGGUGAAACGUGCUCCUACCUCCAGCUUCAUUGGCAUGAGGGGCAAAAAGGAACAGGAGGGGACGUCAGAUGCAAAUUGGCUGGGCCCCGAUCCAUUAGACUACGGUGAAGAUGAUGUGGACAACUAUUACAAUGAGAACGGGAGGAGAUUAAAGAAAGCACCUUUGGCUUUUGUCGGCAUGCGCGGCAAGAAAUUUUCGGUGGGCAACAGUCAUCUGCGGGAUUUAGUUCAACACAUGGAGGAGAAACGAUUGCGUGAGAAUAUUCUACAGGACUUCCUCGAUCGCCUGGCAAUUGAUGGUGGCGAUGUGGGAAAACGAGCGCCGACUGGUUUUACAGGGAUGCGAGGCAAGCGUCCGGCCAUGGGUGACAGCGAUGCUCUCGGGGAUGAGGAGGACGCCAUGGAGCUGCUGGAAAAACGAGCUCCUGUGAACUCAUUUGUAGGCAUGCGAGGUAAAAAAGAUGUCUCACAUCAACACUACAAGCGGGCCGCUCUGUCCGAGAUGUGGCACAAAUAUUUUAAAAAGGCAUACGAUGUGCGUGGCAAGAAGCAGAGAUAUACGGACUUUAACAAUAAAUUUGUGGCUGUGCGUGGCAAGAAGAGUGACCUGGGGGAUGACAUCGAUAUAGAACAGAAUGCAGUACAGCCUUGGGACUAUCUCAUCGGGGAGAAGCGGGCGCCAAGCGGCUUUGUUGGCAUGCGAGGCAAACGUCCAGCGCUUGUGGAGUAAACGGAACUGGUGGCAAAGAUAGGCGAGCGUUUUCCUCAUUUACAUUUGACGAAUGACAGUCGGAAGUUCCUUUAAAACUAGGCAAAUAUUUGUAUAAUGUUUAAAUAAUCACUGGGCUGGAGAUUAUUUAAAUCGUAAUAUACAAAACACACAUGUAUACACAUUAUGCUUUUCUCUGUUAAUGUAAACGAGACUUACGGCUAUGUAAAGAACUAGUAUAAAUCUUAUUAAAAUCACGUAUGGGGCCUAGCUUCAUAUGACACUUAAAUUGAA
This is a messenger RNA of Drosophila innubila, 1363 nucleotides long. Its product is annotated as tachykinins. The transcript is spliced from 4 exons. NCBI's taxonomy places the organism in Eukaryota, Metazoa, Arthropoda, Insecta, Diptera, Drosophilidae. The record is from RefSeq and is a predicted model, not a curated record. The coding region runs from base 215 to 1090 and encodes 291 amino acids.